AUGGCACAUCUCGGACUGAACAUCGACGCGGAAAAUACAGCAUCAUAUUACUCUGUCGCCGAUCUAUCCACCAUCUUAAAAUCAGCUCCAGGCUUGACUCAACUGGCUGUCUACAUCUCUCCCAUAGAGAUGGGUUGGUCAGGGUUACUCGGCACAGAUUUUACCCUUGAUGUACUCGAUAGUGGUGAUACUAGUGUUCCCAAUGCCUUGGAGGCAUAUCUAGAUUGCAUCGCACGCCAUCGGUCCCUGCAUACCCUGCAGAUACUCUCGCUACCAAAUAUCGACUACGACAUGUCACCAGAUCCCAAUCCCACUCUGCAGAACCGACAACCUAUUUACAACAUCACGGUGCCGACCGCGAGUUUGAUGAUGCAAAAGCUUGCUGCUGAAGUCAUGUGCUUCCUUCACAAGCUCAACUCCCACAUCACAUUACUUGGGCUCUGCCCACUUUAUAAUGAAUUUGAGCAACCGAAGGCUGAUCACAAUGGUCACAAAUGGCCGAGAUACUACUACAUCCGUGGCCGUAUCUCGGAUCCGACGGGCAGAGAGCGUUUCACAGCCGUUCCUUUUGACACUGACAAUCUGCCGGAUAGCUCGCUGUUGCGCCGCUACUGCGGUGGUAGUACUAGUUGUUAA
Molecule: messenger RNA, 636 nt
Organism: Alternaria postmessia
Lineage: Eukaryota; Fungi; Ascomycota; Dothideomycetes; Pleosporales; Pleosporaceae
Exons: 3
Coding region: 1-636 (211 amino acids)
Source: RefSeq, a predicted model, not a curated record